Aureobasidium musti is the source of this 822-nucleotide messenger RNA. The record is from the annotation of a GenBank genome assembly. Lineage: Eukaryota; Fungi; Ascomycota; Dothideomycetes; Dothideales; Saccotheciaceae.
AUGAUCCUCCGCCCAAUUCAGUUCCGUCCNUGUAAAGGACCCUCUUUGCCGCAAUCCCUGCUUAAGCAACAGCCUCUUGCCUAUCGCUCCUUCCACGCCUCGUCAAUUCGCCGCGAUGCAGGGCUUCCCGAUCAUUAUGCGACCCUGGGUAUAGACACGACUGCCUCUGCUGGAGACAUCAAGAAGUCAUUUUUCCAGUUGAGCAAGAAACACCACCCAGACCACAACCCCGACGAUCCAAAAGCCGCCGACCGCUUUGUCAAAAUCUCAGAAGCCUACCAUGUCUUAGGCAGUGCUGAGAAACGAGCCCGCUACGAUCGCGACUUCCUUCGCGCCUCACAGCCCUCCUCCCAUCCGCAAGGCUCAUACAGCAGCACCGGUCCAGCAGGAGGGCGCCCAGCCACCGGUCUCAGCCGACGACGCACACAGUUCAAAGGUCCACCUCCUUCCUUCUACCGCAGCGGCGGCUGGGGCAACUUCAGCCAGAAGCGAUCAGAGUACGCCUCGCAGGGCUCCCAUCAGCACGAAGCUGCUGGCUCGAGUGCCCAGGACGCACCUGGUACCGGUCCUUCUGGCUACCAGGCUGGCUUCAACAACGAUGUACCGCACUUUGAUCGCGACGGUCACUUCCGCACUCAUGACAAUGUCAUGAAGAACAGGCACAAGGCCAGACGGCGAUCCGAUAGUGUUACCACAGACGAUAUCCUUGGGACGAGCAUGCUGGUCAACUUUAUCCUCUUGAGUGGUGUUCUGACAGUCAUUUUUGGUGUCAGUGGCUUCUUGUUUAGAAAGAAUGACGAGAAGAAGAAGGUUGCCGCGUGA